CGCUCUUACUUCCUACCCUCAUUGCCGUCAACGACGACGAGGUUUCUGCAUCACUUCCGCGCAUAUACCCUGCUCAACUGCUCUCUACGCCUCGAUGAACCUCGGACGCUCCUACUCCCGCAGUCGCAGCAAGUCUCGAUCUCCUGUGCCUCCUUCGCCUCAACCUCCCUCUUCGCCGCGAUUCCUCCCACCAUCCCACUACGCCGCCGCUGCCGGAGUCCCCUACAAUCCGCCCUCACGCAACAAAGACGACGACACGAGAAGCAAAGCGCGACCUUCUCCCGAAGCUCGCGAACACGCCGCAACACCGCCCUGCGACGUCCCCUCCGAGUCCUCCUUCGAGUUCAAGCCCCGCACGGAAUCUCGCUUUAGUCUCUUCGCCCGCCGCCUCUCCGUCAGCCACCCCCGCCCCGCCGAACAGGACGUGAACGCCGCCGACGUACCCGAUAUCCCUAUGCUCGAAGCGCAAUUGCUCCCUACGCUCCGCGACACGAUCACGCGCAUGACGCGCCCGCCUUCCUCCGCUUCGAGCGCUCCGCCCUCGCCUAUGCUGGAUCCGCCGCGUGAUCGGCGCCGUUCUGUGUCUCCUGCCGCUUCGUCGUCUCCGCGUCCGCAAGAGACUCACGCGCCUCCUCUACCGCCCGCUGAACCCCGCGACCACAAUACCUCGAGAAAGUCCUCAAAUCGGAGAAACACUGUUGUCGCUGGAGCUCCGCCGCCGAAGUCUCCUCGCCCAGGAGAGCUCUACGACUCGCCUUUGCCUAUGGAGCCCCAAGAGUCUCGACCUCAGGAAUCUCGGUCUACGCGCACGCCAGAGCCGACGUCCCACAGAAGACGACACCAUACCACGGAAGCGCCCUCUCAGUCUUCGCGACAUGCUGACACUCGGACUACUACGCCUGCGCCACGGGAGGCCAAGACUGCCAAUGCACCUGAGUCCGCGCGCGAGAGGAGACCGUCGAAGACUGCACUCAAGUCUGCUCUACGUAGUCCGACUCCCAAGUCUCCUCGGCCGUCAAACGUUGCUUGGACGCCUACGCCUACGACUCCGAAGCCCUCCAAGGCCUCAAGUUCUCGCACGCCGACAUCGAACACGUCCGCUCUCCAGACACCGUCGAGGCCUAGUAGCAGGACAAGAUCUAGGACUGACCCUGGCACUCCUCUUAAUGCCAAACCCGCAACUCCUCUACGCUCCCCUGGUUUUCAGUCCAACGCCUCCGGCGCGUCCCCCGGCUUCUCCCAGAUCCCCCGCCCCAAUCAAUCCCGCCGAGGCAAGUUCUCCGACGACUCAGACGUCGAGUACCGGUAUCGCGCCGACGCGGUCGACCGCCGCAAGCUCGUUAUCACCAAUCCGUCGCACUCGUCGUCGGAAAGCGAGCGCGAGCCGUCGUCGUCCGUACGCCGCACAUUGGCGUCACCCAAGACGAACCGGCAGUACCAGACCCUGCCCGCGCGGCCGUCCAAGCUGUCCGACAAGACUGCGCAGGUGCUGAAGCGGCUGUCGCAGACGCAGCAUACACCGAGGCCGCGGCAGACGUACUUCGGUGACGCGGAUACCGAGAGCGCCUCCGAGGGGAGCGUUGGUCAUGGACCUAGUGACUCGGUAACGUCGACGGAAUCCGUGGACCCGCCACCGCCACCGCCGUCACAGCGGAGCAGAGGCAGCACAGACCGCAUGCGGCGGCAGUCUGCGUUACUCGAUAUCGUCGGUGCGCUUCGAGCGCCUAAGGGCGAGACAGCUCGCGAGGAGAGCGAGUACGAGGGCGAGCCUACGGCCGUGGCGUACAGCGGGACAUCGGGGACAUACAGCGCGACGGCCGAUAACUCCAGCGCGCAAGAGAGCAGCGAGGACGAAUCGGAGUACAGCGAGUAUGAGGAUGAGCCGCCGAGGACGCCCAUGCCGCAGAAUACGCCGGUGAUGGGGCAGCAUCGAGCCGGAGGCGCCGUGCCGACUUUCACGUUUUCCGAUGACGAUGGAGGGACGCAUCAGCACGCGCGAUCAACAACACCCACUCGUCUCAGCCGGAACGAGCCAGAUGACCAACUCCGCGACCUCGACGCCGUCGCCCUCGCCCAGCAGGCGCGCGCCGUCGCCGUUCGCGAACGCCUAGCUCUCGGAAUCCCGCCCUCUGCCUCCGAUGAGCUUCCCAGCCGGCACAUGCGCACGGACAGCGACGCGAGCGUAUUUUCGUCCAUCGACAGCAUCAGCAUGCAAUUGCAGGACAGCGCGAGCGAUCUGAGCUCGGGCGCGGAGGCGAUGCUAAGGAAGCUCAGCACGAACGGACGGGCAAGGGAAGGGUGGCGGAGGGGGAUGCAGGGGCCGGUGGUGGAUAGGCGAGAUGUGCAGACGUCUGCGGAUAGACGAGAGGCGCAGGCGUCCGCGGAUAGGCGUGAUCGGCAGCUGCCCGACAGGCGCGAGGCGCAAUCGUCCGCAGACAGGCGCGACAGGCAGGACUACCAGGAAACGGACUCGGGCGAGGAGAGCGCGGCGACCGACAGCAACAUCGACCGUUCGGUAUCGCACUUCUUCGACAUACCGGUCAAGGAACGCGUUAGGUUCGCCGAGACAGAUACCAUGAUCACCUCUGCCUCGGAAGAACUCGCGAAGCGGACCCCGCCACCUGUAGACGCCGGGGACACAGAACCCCAACGAGCGGCGCUCAUCCGCGACUUCAUUGCCGCGGAAGAAGAGUUCGUGGCGCGCACGCAGUUCUUCAUCAAGCACUUCAUUCUGCCACUACGCCUGCAGAAUACCCGUCGAUGGGUCCAGGGCGUUCCGCCGCGCGCUGCCCGCCUGCUCGACUGGUUCGAGGACAUCGCGAACCUGCACGCUCAGGUGCUCGAUGCGCUGCGUACUCCGCCUGCAUCCCCGGCCGCCCAUAGUCGACGCCCCUCGUCGCAGCCCAUCUCGCUAGUCCCAAUGCGCGCGUUCUUACCGCGUCUGGAGAUCUACCAGCCGUACAUCGUGACCUUUGUCGCCGUGGCGGGCGAGGUGCGCAGGGACGAAAGCGACUUUGGCGAGUUUGUGGGGCUGCAGGAGGAGCAAGAGGAGUGUGCGGGGUGGGAUCUGGAGCGAUUUCUUGCGGAGCCGGUGAAUAGGCUGGCGGCUUAUCCGGGGUCGUUCAGGAAACUGCUCGACCUAACGCCCAAGCCGCACCCAGAAUACCUCGAGACGCUGGCGCUGUUCCGCGCUACGGACGUGCUAAUCAAGGUCAUGACGGAGGUCAAGGCGCGCGAAGACGAGUACGAGGCCGCGAAGAGGCUGCUCGAGCGUGUGCGUGGGCUACCGGCGGGCUCGGGGCUGCUACGACGAGAGCGCCGACUGCUGCGCCAUGGGCCUCUCGUCCGUAUACCAAUGCCCGAUGUCGCUGCGAACGACGGCGAGCAACCCGGACAGCGCACGAGCCGCUUGAUGGAGGCGAUCAAUGACUGGGAUCGACGCAAGCACGCAGGCUCCACGCCUUCGAACGUAACAACAGGGUCGUACGGCUCGUACAAUCCAAGCAUCAUGACGGACGCCCAGUCCGCGGACCCGACUCGUCCUGCGCCGUGUUCGACGCGUACUUCGGUGUACGCUUUCGCGUUCUCGGAUGUGGUUUUGCUGGCGACACCCAUCGCGGGCGAACGUGAUGUAUGGAUGUUGUGCGAGGAUGUGGGAGUGGCGCGGGUUGUGGGCGUUGAGGGAAAGGACGGCGUCAUGUCCUUGACCCUCCUGCCGUUAGACGCCUUCGCUCUCGACGCCCCGCUCGACCUCGCUCGUGCCCGCCUCGAGCAGAUCCACCUCACUGUCCCCGACCUCGGCCGCGCCUCCGCCCCGAGCGACGCCUGGAUGCUCGCGCUAUCGCAGUGCGCGCAGUUCUCCCUCCUCGCCAUCUCUAUGCCACCACCAGACGGUGGCGGCGGCAGGGACAUGCCUGGCGUGGACUCGGGGCUGCAGCAGCGCAUGCGCGGGUAUCCGGCGGAGAUGCUGAACAAGGCGGACGAUUUCCCGAUACCAAAGAGCCCGUCGGCGCAGAUUGAUGAUGCGCAGAAGGGGCGGCGGGAGGACUUGCAGCGGGACGAGCGCGAGGAGCGGGGGUGGUGGCAUACGCGGUUUCAGCAGGUGCUGUGGGAGGUGCAGCAGCAGCUGUAUGUGGGGAGGUAAGAGGAGGGUGUGAUGGCGAUAUGUUAUCUCUCUUGACGUUGGUAGUUUAUACAUGCUAUUAGGCUUCAGCACGAACGGACGUUGAUCACUUCAGGUUUGCUUUGACAGGGGUGAUCGCUGGUGACUUCGUAUUGGUUCUGCCCCUUGUGGCACUCCAGCCUAGUUUCGGGACCCAGCUCUAAAUCUAAGCAGAGUGGCGGUCUGGCAGGCAUUGUGCAUGCAAAUCU
Molecule: messenger RNA, 4371 nt
Organism: Schizophyllum commune H4-8
Lineage: Eukaryota; Fungi; Basidiomycota; Agaricomycetes; Agaricales; Schizophyllaceae
Exons: 5
Coding region: 95-4144 (1349 amino acids)
Molecular function (GO): guanyl-nucleotide exchange factor activity
Source: RefSeq, a predicted model, not a curated record